GAUCUUUCUUUGCCAAGUCGCUGUUCGCCACAAGUGAGCAGGAUGAAGAGGAUGACGAGAAGUUGUCGUUUCAGAAGAAUGACCUGCUGAUGGUCAGAGACAAGAAGGAGGACAGCUUGUGGGAGGGAACCAUGGUCUCCACUGGGAACCACGGCCUGGUUCCAGUCAGUGCCAUGCAGCCGUUGCCCUACCCCUUUUAUCAGUGGUUCCUGAGGAAGUAUCCAGGCCAUGCUGGAUGCUCACCAACAGAAACUGAGCACUUUGAAGAUUCCAUUGUGAUAGGUUCGUGUGUAGCAGUGGCUGACUACAGUCCAGCAACGCCGGACGAGCUCCAGCUGAACCAGGGUGACGUUGUGGAGAUCCAGGGUCUGCUGCUCCGAGGCGUGGAGGUUUUCAUCGGGAAACACACCUCCACAGAACACACCGGCUUUGUGCACAGAGCUCACGUCAAGCCUCUGAAUGCAACGCCCCUAGACAAACACUUGGUUUUUCUCACAGAGGAGGAGAAGGCCAGCCUGGCUCAGGUUAACCCAUGUGCCUCAGAUCCCAGUGACAGCAGCCUUCUAGAAAGACUCUUCUCUUCUGACAUCAGCUCGGUUUACAGGCUAGAUAGACUGGAUGAGACGGACUUCAUGUACAUCCGCAGUCGACCCAAACAUGAUCAUAAAGUUCUUUCGAGCGCCCGCCAGAGCCUCAUGUCUGAACGGAGCGAAGGGACAACCAUCUACCAGUCUUCCCCUUACCCGUCAAUCUCCUCUCCACGCCUUUCCUUCUACCAUGCCCACAACUCUCUGCCACGAGAGGGGGAGCACUUACGUUUUACUCUGGGAGACACGUUCAGAGAGCUGGAUGAGUUCCAGGAGGAUCCACCUCUUUUCCCUGAAGAGGGCAGCUGGGACGGGGAGGACUCGGAGCCCAACGCCCCCACGCUGACUCUCCUCAACCAGGAACGCUUCCAGGAGGAUUUCCUGCCCCUGUAUGACCUCCAGUGUUCCUUCCUGUGGGUCACUUUUCGGGAUAAGACGGAGGACGAGCUGCCGGGUCAUCUUGAGAGUGUCAGGGAGUAUGCCAAGAGAACAGGCAUGCACUGGGCCCAUCGGCGGGCAUGUUUUGUCCUGGGUCGCCUGUGUGCCAGGAAGCUGAAGUUCUCCCAGGCACGCGUGUACUACGAGGAAGCUCUGAGUGUUCGAGUCAACGGUUUUGCUGACGUUCCGCUCCUCGUGGCUCUCUUCACCAACCUCACUGCCAUCUACCUGAAACAGCGCAUGAAUGACAAACUGCCCCAGAGUCUGGAGAAGGCCAGUGCCCUGAUCCUCUGCCUUCCCUGCCACACCUUCAUGUCCAGUGAUGAGGCAGAACUUCUGAAGCUGCUCUUGAGGAGAUCAGUCAUCUUGGGAGACAAGCACUUGGAGGCUCGAGCCUGCUAUCUCAUCUCCAGCCUCUUUCUGCUUCUGAGGAAAACGGAUGACGCCCUUCCUUUCGUUGAGCGGCUUCAGUUCCUGUCAGCAACGCUGUCGACCACUGAGGGAGGACCUAUAGCGCCGUUGGACCUCAACUGGCUCUUGAGCUGGCUCUACCAUCGUAAAUACAUGCCUUACUUAGCGUUAGCCUCUCUUAGUCUGGACUCAAGACAAGACCAUUCACUCGAGGAGGGCUUUCUGAGGAUCGAGCUUUUCAUCAGGAACUCUGUUCGCCAGAAUCCGUGUUGGAAGGACGAAACUUCCCUCCUUCCUGCUCAGAUAGUGGUUUACAUGCAGCAGGCCCUGGCUAUUGCCGAGCAGGGGGCUGACCUAAAGACACAGAGGGACCUGUGCUUGGGCCUGGCCUCCGUCUACCAGCAGUAUGGUGCACUUGAUAAAGCAGUGUGCUGUGCUCAGCAAGCUGUGGAGACGGGAAUCCACCUGAAUGAGGAGGAUGGCUUUGAGGCGUCUGUGCUGCUCGGGUGGCUGCUGGUGCUGACGGAUCAGGCUGAGAGGGCCCAGAGUAUUCUUCAGCCUCUGCUCACAUCGCUGCAGAGCACCGACAGUCCCACUCAGCAGGGAGUGAUCCAUAACCUUUUGGCUUUGUCUUUGAGGCAUCAGCGUCGCAUUCGAGAGGCAGGCUGGCACCUGCACUCUGCUCUGGACAUCUCCAGAGGAAGUGGAAACCAAAGGAAUCAGGCCUUAGCUCUGGCCAACCUGGGCUGUUUGGCUCUGGACGUGGGGGCGUCUCUGGUUGCAGAGCGUUUCCUGGUCAGAUCCUUGUGCCUUUUUCUGGACCUUCAGGAGAGCCCGACCGAUGAGGAGCAUGUUCAGACCUACCUUUGGCUUGGACGGAGCUACAAGGACAGAGGGAAGAGUCAGGACAUCAGGGCGUGCUACGAAAUGGGGCUUUUAAUUGCACUGCAUGCAAAAAACCUGCACAGUCAGCUCGUGGUGGCGAAGCUUCUGAGUCGGCUGUAUGCCGACAUGCUGCUGUACGCUCAGAGCAUCGUUUACUACGAACACUGCGUGUCAGUGUCCAGAGAGCUAAAGGACAAGAAGCUGGAGGGGGAGUGUCUGGAAAAACUCAGCAGCUUCUACCUGUCACUCAACACAGAGAAAUCAUCUCGUAAGUCUCUGGACUACACCAAGCAGAGCCUGAGGAUUUCUAUUGAUUUGGGCAAGAGAGAGGAAGAGUCGGAGACGUGGCUCCAGGUGGGACGCAUCUACUACCUCAUCCAGGAGGACGAGCUGGCCGACAUGUACCUGCAGGCAGCGGUGAAGACAGCCCAGAGGAUGAAUGACCCUCGCUUUGCUUUGAGCAUUUAUGAGGAGGCGGGUGAUGUUUACUUCAAAGGUCAGAGGAACCGGAUGGCUGCGGCGCAUUUCUACAGGGAUGGAAGUCUGGCCUUUGCUCGAAGCAUCAAAGACACCCACUCAGAGUUCCGUGUGCUGAGUAAAAUGACAGAGCUGCUGAUGAGCCAAGGGGAGCAGGAGGAGGCGCUGCAGUACGCAAAGCUAGCUGUUGAGAUUGCCGGCCAAACAGGAGUGUGUGGAAACGAGCGGGCCGCUUACCAUCGUCUGGCUACAGUUUACUACAGCCAGCAGCAGCAUGAGAUGGCAGAAAACUACUAUGUGAAGUCCCUGUCUCUGGGUCCGCCUGUCCUGCAACACCCCAUGGAGGCCCGCUACUAUGCUAAGGUCUACAGCAGGCUGGGAAAUCUCACUCUGCAUGAGCUCAAGGAUGCUCAUGAUGCAGUGGGCUACUUCCAGCUGGCUCUGGCUGCUGCUCUCGAAGACCACUCUGACCCCAAAACUCUGUACAUAGUGUACAUGAAGCUGGCGGAGAUCCAUGGCAACCACAUGCCAAAUGAUCAGCUGUGCCAAGUUUACAGAGACAAAGCUCAGAGUUUGAUACGAGUUCUGGCUGACAUGGACAGCUCAGGUGCUGAUCCGCAGGUGCUGAACGCUGCAGACAGAAGAAGUAACCAAAACAGGGAAACAUGGCUGGAUGCUCAUAUGGGAAAUACGGAGAGGUGUGGAGUUACACCAGCUCCAGGGCCUCAUAUGACCCACACAACUCCUGAAGACUACAGUCUGAAGGGUCACUGUCCAGCGGAGUCAGACUGCCCUCACGUAGACGUUUCCGGCUCUGAGACGGACACCGUCGUGAGCCAGUCGCUUAGCGAGAGUAAUCUGUCUGGCUCCUUCGACACAGCUAAAGAGCACAUCUCAGACUCCAGCAGUACCACUGACACCUACCAGAAUCCCACAGAUGGGAAGGACUCAGAGUUUGACUCGGACCUGAGCAUGCCUAGUCAGAUAUGCACCAAUCACACGGGCGACAUCACAGAAGCCAUGGGUAACAGGGACACCGAUCCUGAUGUUCAGGAUGAAGAAAGCACGCCCACUAGAGAGAGCGUGACAGAGUCCGGUGGGCAGAAGCAGGCAGAGAGCAGGAACAGUGACACGUCUGUUAGUGAGGACAGUGAAGAGAAGGAAGUUUAUCUUUGACACAGCGGUGUCCGCUCCUGGUUCUGGACUCGUGACCUCAGCAUUACAACCUUCCAAUCAGAUGUCAGAUGUUCUGUUAUGUCAGUCGUGUAAAUCAGAGCGUUUCAGUCAAGUGAAAGUGACCUUUUAUCUAAUAUAUGUCCUUUUAACGUGUUUUGAUAAUGCUUGUGCCACUGUUGGGACGCAGCAAACAUUAAAGUGAGGCUAUUUCGGCGUGUGGAUUUCAUAAUUUUGUAGUAAAAGGUGAGAAGACAGGAUCACAGAAGCAUCAGAAAACAGACAUUAGAUACCAGCUCAGAUGAUCUGCGUGUAAACGUGUCACAUCGCACAGAGAGGCUACAAACUAAGACUUAACCACUAAAGCUUUCAGCUUUCUGCAUGCUAUUGCAAGUCUAUGAUAAAAUCAUGUUAUUGAUUUUCAACUGGAAGUCAUAUUGAUCAUGGUGGCUGUCCUUAAGUCCUCUGGGUUUUUGUGAAAAUAAUAGAAGAAAUUAACCAUGAAUUAUAGAAUAAAGUUAAAAGUAAAUAAAAGUCUUACAUUUUACACACAAAUGAAUCCCAAA
Messenger RNA from Nothobranchius furzeri (turquoise killifish), 4537 nucleotides. Lineage: Eukaryota; Metazoa; Chordata; Actinopteri; Cyprinodontiformes; Nothobranchiidae. The record is from RefSeq and is a predicted model, not a curated record.